Molecule: messenger RNA, 768 nt
Organism: Penicillium maclennaniae
Lineage: Eukaryota; Fungi; Ascomycota; Eurotiomycetes; Eurotiales; Aspergillaceae
Exons: 1
Coding region: 1-768 (255 amino acids)
Source: RefSeq, a predicted model, not a curated record
AUGGACAACUUCACUUUAGUCAAUGGCCAGGUGUAUACGCCAGGGUUGGCCAUUGUUGACGCCCCACAACCGAACACACCGCUCGGUGGAGGCAGGUUUUACCCAUCAACAUGCUCGAGACUCCCAACUAACGAACCGCACGUAGAAACUCUGCAAGUCGCCAUCGAUGUCUCAGGGAAUGGGAAGCUCCCUUGGCCCCCGUCUACACAAUCUGCAGACUCGCCCACGCUUUUCCACAACAUCACGCUGUUUCUGACGUCCGAGGCCAAGUCUCAUAACUUCACCAUCUCCAACGGCACGCUACCAUCGAUUAACAACACAUACGUUGGUCCUGUUCUGGACUUGGAGCCAUCGUCGACGGUGAAGCAUGUAAAUUGGGUUUGGCCUGAGUGCCUUGUCGGGAAUGGCGCCAGCGGUUCCGAUCGAGGCGAUUACAACAUCUCCAUGCAUCAAUCCUUCCGCUGGAAUGGAACCGACUACUAUACCGUGUUUGACCUGCCCAUAGCAGUUACUAACAGCAUUCCCAAGAGCUCAGAGCGAGUGAGCUGCGCGCUGUUGGAAAAUAAGCUCUUGAGCGAGUCUGCGAUCGACGAGAGCUCCGAUACGCUUCCCGGGCAGCCAUGGGUUGACAGUGGGGCCAGCACUAGCGGUGACAGCAAUAGCAGCAGUGAUGGAUCCAGCAGCUCUACCUCACGAGGUACGAGGAUGAGUCUCCAGAAGAUGCUUGUUCUUGUAGCUGUCGGGACUUGCACGCUGCUCCACUGGUGA